Mesoplodon densirostris (Blainville's beaked whale) is the source of this 4867-nucleotide messenger RNA. It is a transcript of the gene CACHD1, whose product is annotated as cache domain containing 1. The record is from RefSeq and is a predicted model, not a curated record. The transcript is spliced from 27 exons. Gene Ontology annotation, cellular component: voltage-gated calcium channel complex. Bases 2 to 3868 code for a protein of 1288 amino acids. Lineage: Eukaryota; Metazoa; Chordata; Mammalia; Artiodactyla; Ziphiidae. Gene Ontology annotation, molecular function: voltage-gated calcium channel activity.
CAUGGCCCGCGAGCCGGAGGAAGAGGAGGCGGCGGAGGCGGCCGCCCUGGCCCGCGGGGGUCGGGGCUCGCUCGGCCGGGCUGGGGCGCGGCGGCCCCCCUUCUGGCUGCUCUGCCUGGCCGCGGGCUGGCUGCUGGGCGCCGGGGCCGACGCCGACUUCUCCAUCCUGGACGAGGCGCAAGUGCUGGCGAGCCAGAUGCGGAGGCUGGCGGCCGAGGAGCUGGGGGUCGUCACCAUGCAGCGGAUAUUCAGCUCCUUUGUUUACACUGAGAAAAUCUCAAAUGGAGAAAGUGAAGUACAGCAGCUAGCCAAAAAAAUCCGAGAGAAGUUCAACCGUUACUUGGAUGUGGUCAACCGGAACAAGCAAGUUGUAGAAGCAUCCUACACGGCUCACCUGACCUCUCCCCUAACUGCAAUUCAAGACUGCUGUACUAUCCCACCUUCUAUGAUGGAAUUUGAUGGGAACUUUAAUACCAAUGUAUCUAGAACAAUUAGUUGUGAUCGACUGUCUACUACUGUUAAUAGCCGGGCCUUCAAUCCAGGACGAGACUUAAAUUCAGUUCUUGCAGACAACCUGAAAUCCAACCCUGGAAUUAAGUGGCAGUAUUUCAGUUCAGAAGAAGGAAUUUUCACUGUUUUCCCAGCACACAAGUUCCGGUGUAAGGGCAGCUAUGAGCAUCGCAGUAGACCUAUCUACGUCUCCACUGUCCGGCCGCAGUCAAAGCACAUAGUAGUGAUCCUGGACCACGGGGCUUCCGUCACAGACACCCAGCUUCAGAUUGCCAAGGACGCUGCCCAGGUCAUCCUCAGCGCCAUCGAUGAACACGAUAAGAUCUCCAUGCUGACUGUGGCAGACACCGUCAGGACUUGCUCACUUGACCAGUGCUAUAAGACAUUCCUGUCUCCAGCCACCAGUGAGACCAAAAGGAAAAUGUCCACCUUCGUCAGUAGCGUCAAGUCUUUGGACAGCCCUACCCAGCACGCGGUGGGAUUUCAAAAGGCAUUUCAGCUGAUUCGAAGCACAAACAAUAGCACCAAGUUCCAAGCAAAUACAGACAUGGUCAUCAUUUACCUGUCGGCUGGCAUUACAUCAAAGGACUCUUCAGAAGAAGAUAAAAAGGCGACUCUCCGUGUCAUCAGUGAAGAAAAUAGCUUUCUAAACAACUCCGUAAUGAUUCUCACCUACGCCCUCAUGAACGAUGGGGUGACUGGUUUGAAAGAGCUGGCUUUUCUGAGAGAUCUUGCUGAACAGAACUCAGGGAAGUAUGGCGUGCUAGACCGGACAGCCUUGCCUGUGAUUAAGGGCAGCAUGAUGGUGCUGAACCAGCUGAGUAACCUGGAGACCACAGUUGGCAGGUUCUAUACCAACCUUCCCAACCGGAUGAUUGAUGAAGCUGUCUUUAGCCUCCCCUUCUCUGAUGAGAUGGGAGAUGGUUUGAUAAUGACUGUGAGUAAACCCUGUUAUUUUGGAAACCUCCUUCUGGGAAUUGUAGGAGUGGAUGUGAACUUGGCUUACAUCCUUGAAGAUGUGACAUAUUACCAAGAUUCUUUGGCUUCCUAUACUUUUCUCAUAGAUGACAAAGGGUAUACCCUUAUGCACCCAUCUCUUACCAGGCCAUAUUUACUAUCGGAACCCCCCCUUCAUACUGAUAUCAUCCAUUAUGAAAAUAUCCCCAAAUUUGAGUUGGUUCGGCAAAAUAUCCUAAGCCUCCCUCUGGGCAGCCAGAUUAUCGCAGUCCCUGUGAACUCAUCCCUGUCCUGGCACAUAAACAAGCUGAGAGAAACUGGAAAGGAAGCCUACAACGUUAGCUAUGCCUGGAAGAUGGUGCAAGACACUUCCUUCAUUCUCUGUAUUGUGGUGAUACAACCGGAAAUACCUGUCAAACAACUGAAGAACCUCAACACUGUCCCCAGCAGCAAGCUGCUGUACCACCGGCUGGACCUUCUGGGCCAGCCUAGUGCUUGCCUCCACUUCAAACAGCUGGCCACGCUAGAAAGUCCAACCGUCAUGCUGUCUGCUGGCAGCUUUUCCUCCCCCUAUGAGCACCUCAGCCAGCCGGAGACAAAGCGCAUGGUGGAGCACUACACAGCCUAUCUCAGCGACAACACCCGCCUCAUUGCUAACCCGGGGCUCAAAUUCUCUGUCAGAAAUGAAGUAAUGGCUACCAGCCACGUCACAGAUGAAUGGAUGACACAAAUGGAAAUGAGUAGCCUGAACACUUACAUUGUCCGCCGUUACAUAGCAACGCCCAAUGGCGUCCUCAGAAUUUAUCCUGGUUCCCUCAUGGACAAAGCAUUUGAUCCCACUAGGAGACAAUGGUAUCUCCACGCAGUAGCUAAUCCAGGUUUGAUUUCUUUGACUGGACCUUACUUAGACGUUGGAGGAGCUGGCUAUGUAGUGACCAUCAGUCAUACAAUUCAUUCAUCCAGUACACAGCUGUCUUCCGGGCAUACUGUGGCUGUGAUGGGCAUUGACUUCACGCUUCGAUACUUCUACAAGGUUCUGAUGGACUUAUUACCAGUUUGUAACCAAGAUGGUGGCAACAAAAUAAGGUGCUUCAUAAUGGAGGACAGGGGUUAUCUGGUGGCACAUCCAACCCUCAUUGACCCCAAAGGACACGCACCCGUGGAACAGCAGCACAUCACCCACAAGGAGCCCCUGGUAGCAAAUGACAUCCUGAACCACCCCAACUUUGUAAAGAAGAACCUGUGCAACAGCUUCAGUGACAGAACGGUCCAGAGGUUUUAUAAAUUCAACACGAGCCUAGUGGGGGAUUUGACGAACCUUGUGCACGGCAGUCACUGUUCUAAAUACAGACUGGCGAGGAUCCCGGGAACCAAUGCGUUUGUCGGCAUCGUCAACGAAACGUGUGACUCUCUUGCCUUCUGUGCUUGUAGCAUGGUGGACCGGCUCUGUCUCAACUGUCACCGAAUGGAACAAAAUGAAUGUGAAUGUCCUUGUGAGUGCCCUCUAGAGGUCAAUGAGUGCACUGGCAACCUCACCAAUGCAGAGAACAGAAACCCAAGCUGUGAAGUACACCAGGAGCCAGUGACGUACACGGCUAUUGACCCUGGCCUGCAGGAUGCUCUUCACCAGUGUGUCAACAGCAGGUGCAGUCAGAGGAUGGAGAGUGGGGACUGCUUUGGUGUGCUGGAUUGUGAAUGGUGCAUGGUAGACAGCGAUGGCAAGACCCACCUGGACAAAUCCUACUGUGCGCCCCAGAAAGAAUGCUUCGGGGGGAUCGUUGGAGCCAAAAGCCCCUAUGUUGAUGACAUGGGAGCAAUAGGUGAUGAGGUUGUCACAUUGAACAUGAUUAAAAGUGCCCCUGUGGGUCCAGUGGCUGGAGGCAUCAUGGGCUGCAUCAUGGUCUUGGUCCUGGCCGUGUAUGCGUACCGUCAUCAGAUUCAUCGCCGGAGUCAUCAGCAUAUGUCUCCUCUUGCUGCCCAAGAAAUGUCAGUGCGUAUGUCCAACCUGGAGAAUGACAGAGAUGAAAGGGAUGAUGACGGCCAUGAAGACAGAGGCAUCAUCAGCAAUACUCGAUUUAUAGCCGCGGUCAUCGAACGGCACGCACACAGUCCAGAAAGGAGGCGUCGCUACUGGGGUCGCUCGGGAACAGAAAGCGAUCAUGGUUACAGCACCAUGAGCCCACAGGAAGACAGCGAAAACCCUCCGUGCACCAACGACCCCUUGUCGGCUGGGGUGGACGUGGGAAACCACGAUGAAGACUUGGAGUUGGACACCCCACCUCAGACUGCUGCCCUCCUAAGUCACAAGUUCCACCACUACCGCCUUCACCACCCCACACUGCAUCACAGCCACCACCUGCAGGCGGCCGUGACCGUACACACUGUCGACGCGGAAUGCUAACCUCCUCACCUCCAUCAGAAGAUGAGAUCUGGGAGAUAUGGAAUGUUCUGGAGGGAGAAAGAGCCAGCCUCAAAUCCACUUGUGUCUGUGCUUUGUCUAGAGUCGUUUAACUCGUUUUCCUGCCUGUUAACAUAUUUCAAAACAAGAGAAACAACGACAAAAUCACAUUUGUGAAGAUGCGAGGCUGGUGGUGAAAUGGAGGGGAAGUAAGUCUGAUUAAUGAACCUGCCAUAAUACCAACGGAAUGAACAGAAGCAAACCUCUAAACAGAGAUGGAACCUACAAAUGAAACAUUGGGAGCCUUGGUUAAGCUGAGCCAGGGGAAUGUUCCGAGGAGCCCGAAACAUUCGGCUCUCCUUAACUGGAAGAGAGAAAAAUAUGUUCUAGCGGAGACUGGGAACGUGGCACAUGCAGAGAGAAAUGUGUGCUUUGAAGAUUGCACCUGGUUUCUUAGCGGUACCUAGAUACCACAGUUGCUGUAUGGAACUCGUGUUAAGCUCUAAAUGAUGCAUCUCAAAAUUUCUAAGUAAAGGAUUAUUUUUCUACUAUUUAUUGAACUUUCAAACAUUCUCAAACUUUGGGGGAAAGAAAAGGAAACACAUAAGAAAUUUUCACCAAUUAUCCCUAGCUGUUUUGUGUAUAAUGAAGUGGUUCUUUGAUUAAGGAGUUCUAGAUCUUAUUUAACUGAUACCAUCCCACUGCCUCACUCCACAAAAAUGGGGAAAUGAAGAAAUCUUCUCUCUGACUUGUUUACAUACAUUUUCUUUAGAACAUCAUUUCAUGGAAAUAGAUCUUGAUUUGCAAUGCAGUAUUCUUUUCUGUGUUUGACAGAGGUGGUGACAGAGGUGGUGUGGGGGCAGAGGAAUCCAGGAAGCUUUUAAAGAAAUGUUAUGUUUCUUUUUAACUAAUUUCCAUUUCCCAUACAAUGCUUUCCUUAGGUUUCUACGAAACCUAAUAUUACACCCCCAGCCUUUCAGCUAAAGGAGGGUUGGAUUUAUU